This is a messenger RNA of Lindgomyces ingoldianus, 2112 nucleotides long. RefSeq names its product P-loop containing nucleoside triphosphate hydrolase protein. The record is from RefSeq and is a predicted model, not a curated record. Bases 1 to 2112 code for a protein of 703 amino acids. Gene Ontology annotation, molecular function: ATP binding; ATP hydrolysis activity. The transcript has 2 exons. Lineage: Eukaryota; Fungi; Ascomycota; Dothideomycetes; Pleosporales; Lindgomycetaceae.
AUGCCUUCUUCGGACCGGUCUUGCUCCCCAUCCACAGUGUCGACUUCUGAUGAUGAACGACCAGCUGUCAUUAACGGCACAAAACAUGUUGUCAUUAAUGGCGUGACUAAUGGCGUGAGCAGCGGAGACGAUGAGCACCUGGAACCAGGCAUGAAGAGCGGGAUGAAGAAUUUAUAUUCCGGGAAAGAGGACAAAAAGGGCCGAUACCAAUGGCAAGAUACAAUUCCAGAAGAUGUCGGAAACCCGGUGGAGAAUGCCGAAACCGCGAAAUGGGCUUUGCUCGUUCGAAAUGUCAAAGUCUACAACGAUCCGCGGAAGGUUCUCGCCAUUCACUCUAUUGUUGUCCAGAGCCCGCUUCUCAAGAAGCUUUUAGCUGGUGUGUUGAAGAACUACCCGGGUGUAACGGUGGGCUUGAACCGCCUAGAGUUCUCCGGCAAAUUCGAGCCUCUCAUUCACCGCUGGGCCGAACUGCAGAAAGCCAUCGGGGAUUUGGGCGAUGCGACCGAGGAGGACCGGACAACGAAAGGACACGCUGAUCUACUACUCGAUGUGCUUACGCACGAGUUCAAGAGCCUCAUCGAAACCUCGCAGGAUAUGAAAUCAAAGAGGGUUAUGACGUACGAGCAUUUGUGGACCCUCUUCCAACCCGGUGCCACGAUAUUUGCCCGACAAGAUGGACAAGAGACGGCGAUGGCCCUCCAGGAGACAAGAUACGGGCAAGACACGAAAGGCAACCCCUGCUUCUGGCUCACCUGCAAGUAUGUGGACUGGGAUGGCACCAAAUUCGGAUCGAACAAACUGAACCUCUCGAUUCCUGCGUACAGCGGCACACGUCACAUUACCCAGCUCCGUGUGUUUCCACUCGAGUACCACCACGAAGCAGAUGCACUUAAGGCCCGUUUAAUUCAGCGCGGCGCCAAGGCAGAGUCGCUAGCUGGGCCGAACUACAAGGCGUAUCACGGAAUUGCUUGGCGACAUGGUGCAUUCGGCACCAAAGACAAGUACAAUGUUAAGGGUCGGAUCGUGAUUGACACACAUGGAUGGAACCGGCUCAACCCGAGCCAUGCCAUAUUUGUCGCACCCCUUACCCAAAAGGACCCCGUUCAAAACACAGGUACGCCCAACGAUGGCGAGGAGAGCGAUGGAGAGGAGAGCUACGAUGCCGGCGACGACAGUGGAAUGCCGAUAGACGGUCAUUUCGCAGAUGAAGACGAUGCAGCUAAGCAUAUUCCUCUUACCACUGAACAGAAGCUCAUCUGCACACCACUUCUUCGAGGAUAUAGCUUGAAGAACAAACUCUGGCUUAAUUUUUUCGUCAACUGUGUCAACGAAAUCGAGUGGCAGAAGGACGCCUUCGAUAGGCUAGUGCUACCUAAAAACCAGAAAGAACUCAUUCUCGGCUUCACCGAGUCUCAACGGCAAUAUAGGGAGACAUUCGAUGACAUCAUUGAGGGUAAAGGUCGAGGCAUGAUUCUUUUACUCUGCGGUCCGCCUGGUGUUGGUAAAACUUUGACGGCCGAGUCAGUGGCAGAAGAAAUGAAGGUGCCGCUGUAUAUGAUGAGUGCUGGAGACCUUGGGCUUGAUCCACGGCAUGUGGAGACUAAGUUGCAAAACAUCCUUGAGAUGUGCACAAGGUGGAACUCAGUCUUGCUCUUAGAUGAGGCGGAUGUAUUUUUGGAGCAACGUUCACUUCACGAACUGGAAAGGAAUAAGCUUGUCUCCAUAUUCCUACGGGUGUUGGAGUACUAUGAAGGUACCAUGUUCCUCACUACCAACCGAGUACAAACAUUUGACCCUGCUUUUCAAUCUCGUAUUCACAUCUCUCUCGAUUACCAGGAGCUACCGAUUGAUUCCCGGCGGAUGGUGUGGAAGAACUUCCUCAACUCCUCGCAACAAGAGCACACCAUAUCGAAACGGCAACUUGACGAGCUCGCUCGUAUGAACAUGAACGGUCGCCAGAUAAAGAAUAUCUUGAAGAUUGCCCGUCUACUUGCGACUCGCAAGGAAGUGAAGUUAAGCCACGACCAUAUCAUUACGACUCUCGAGGUGACCCAACACCUUCAUAAUGAGACCCAGUUCACGGAGCGGGCGAGGGGAAGCAUUUACCACUAG